Molecule: messenger RNA, 617 nt
Organism: Phragmites australis (common reed)
Lineage: Eukaryota; Viridiplantae; Streptophyta; Magnoliopsida; Poales; Poaceae
Product: stress-response A/B barrel domain-containing protein At5g22580-like
Exons: 2
Coding region: 58-390 (110 amino acids)
Source: RefSeq, a predicted model, not a curated record
GAAGGAGGGGGGGGGGGGGGGGUUGGUGAGCUUUGCAGCUUUUCGGGUUUCGGUGCCAUGGGGGAGGUGAAGCACCUGUGCUUGGUGAAGUUCAAGGAGGGCGUCGUGGUGGACGACGUGGUCGACGACAUGACCGAGCUCGUCUCGGAGAUGGACAUGGUGAAAUCAUUCGAGUGGGGGCAGGACGUGCUGAACCAGGAAAUGCUGACGCAGGGCUUCACCCACGUCUUCUCGCUGGCCUUCGCCUCCGCUGACGACCUGACGAGCUACAUGAGCCACGAGAGGCACGCCGCGUUCGCCGGCACGUUCAUGGCCGCACUCGAGAAGGUCCUCGUCAUCGACUUCCCCGUCGUCAUCGCCAAGCCACCGCCUCCGCUACCGCCGGCAUGAUCUAGCCCAGCAUCCGUGAAGGCAGGCGAAGCAUCUGCAUGCCGACCAUCGCAUGGUGCCUUUUCAGGCAGUAUAUCCAUCUAUAUGCAGUUGUGAUUGAUGUACCUCAGCCUCCUACAUUGCUUGUUCUGCUGUCCCUGGUACGUGUAGUUGUAAGCAGGGGCCAAGCUACAUGUUCCCACCCGAGUGCAAUUAAUUUCACCUACCGUGCACCAUUUACAUCUAAA